AUAAUAAAAAAAGCCAUUUUAGCUUGGCUUACAUCAUGGAAAGCACAAAGGAGAAGAAUGACAAUUACAAAGAUGAUCUUCUGCUUAGGAUGGGACUUAAUGAUAAUAAAGCAGGAAUGGAAGGAUUGGAUAAAGACAAAAUUAACAAAAUUAUCAUGGAAGCCACAAAGGGGUCCAGAUUUUAUGGAAAUGAACUCAAGAAAGAAAAGCAGGUCAACCAAAGGAUUGAAAAUAUGAUGCAACAAAAAGCUCAGAUUACCAGCCAGCAGCUAAGGAAAGCACAAUUACAGGUUGACAAAUUUGCAAUGGAAUUAGAACAGAGCCGGGAUCUGAACAAUACCAUAGUACACAUUGACAUGGAUGCUUUCUAUGCAGCUGUAGAAAUGAGAGACAAUCCAGAAUUGAAGGAUAAACCCAUUGCUGUAGGAACAAGGAGUAUGUUGUCUACUUCAAAUUACCAUGCAAGAAGGUUUGGUGUUCGUGCGGCCAUGCCAGGAUUUAUUGCUAAAAGACUCUGCCCACAACUUAUUAUAGUGCCCCCAAACUUUGAUAAAUACCGAGCUGUGAGUCAAGAGGUCAAGGAAAUACUUGCUGAUUAUGAUCCCAAUUUUAUGGCCAUGAGUCUUGACGAAGCCUACUUGAAUAUAACAAAGCACUUACAAGAAAGAGAAAAUUGGCCUGAGGACAAAAGAAAGUAUUUCAUCAAAACAGGGAGCUCUCUAGAAAAUGAUAAACCAGGAAAGGAAGUUAAUAAACUGAGUGAGCAUGAAGGAUCCAUCUCUCCACUACUUUUUGAAGAUAGUCCUCCUGAUUUGCAGCUCCCAAGAAAUCCUUUCCAAGUGAACUUUGAAGAACAAAAUAAUCCUCAAAUACUCCAAAGCUCCGUUGUUUUUGGAACAUCAGCGGAGGAAGUGGUAAAGGAAAUUCGUUUCAGAAUUGAGCAAAAAACAACAUUGACAGCCAGUGCAGGCAUUGCCCCAAAUACAAUGUUAGCCAAAGUAUGCAGUGAUAAGAAUAAACCAAAUGGACAAUACCAAAUUCUCCCCAACAGACAAGCUGUGAUGGACUUCAUCAAGGACUUACCCAUUAGAAAGGUUUCUGGAAUAGGAAAAGUUACAGAGAAAAUGUUAAAGGCUCUUGGAAUUAUUACAUGUACAGAACUCUACCAACAGAGAGCAUUACUUUCUCUCCUUUUCUCUGAGACAUCUUGGCAUCAUUUCCUUCACAUUUCCCUGGGUCUAGGUUCAACACACCUGGCAAGAGAUGGAGAGAGGAAAAGCAUGAGCGUUGAGAGGACAUUCAGUGAGAUAAGUAAAGCAGAAGAACAGUACAGCUUGUGCCAAGAACUUUGCAAUGAACUUGCUCAAGAUCUGCAGAAAGAAGGACUUAAGGGUAGAACUGUUACCAUUAAGCUGAAGAAUGUGAAUUUUGAAGUAAAAACUCGUGCAUCUACAGUUUCAUCAGUUAUUUCUACUGCAGAAGAAAUAUUUGCUAUUGCUAAAGAAUUGCUAAGAACAGAAAUUGAUGCUGAUUUGCCACAUCCCUUGAGAUUAAGGCUUAUGGGUGUGCGGGUAUCUAGUUUUCCCAAUGAAGAAGACAAGAAACACCAACAAAGGAGCAUUAUUGGCUUCUUACAGGCUGGAAACCAAAGCCUGUCAGCCACUGGGUGUACACUAGAGAAAACUGACAAAGAUCAGUUUCUAAAACCUCUAGAAAUGUCUCAUAAGAAGAGUUUCUUUGAUAAAAAACGAUCGGAAAGGAAAUGGAACCACCAAGACACAUUUAAAUGUGAAACUGUGGAUAAACAAAGUUUACAGACAUCCCAAUCAUUCCAAGUUUUAAAGAAGAAGAUGAGUGAGAAUUUAGAAACGUCAGAGAAUUCAGAUAACUGUCAGAUAUUUACCUGUCCUGUUUGCUUUAGGGAGCAAGGAAUCAUCAGUCUGGAAGCCUUUAAUAAACAUGUAGAUGCAUGUCUUGAUGGGCCUUCGAUCAGUGAAAACUCUAAAAUGUCCUCAUGUUCACAUGCUUCCUCUACAGAAGUUAACAAGAAAGAAAAUGUACAUCCUUCUUUUUCACUCUGUGAGAAGCAGGAUUAUGAAACCCAUCAGAAUAUAGAAAUCACUUCAAUAGAUUGUGUAGAGUUGGUAGAGACUGUAGGUAACCCAUCUAAAGCAGAAGGUGUAGAUGCUUUAAGUGAUAAGCACAGCAAAGAGGAGUGUUGUAGUCUUCCAAGCAGACCAUUUAAUGUUGAACACUGUCAUCAGGAUUCUUGUACUGGUUUCUUGGAAAAUGAAGAUGUUGAGUCCCUAAGAAGGCAAGAAGCCCUCCAACCUUAUUUACGUGAAAUGGUAGCAGACCAAGCUCUAGUCUGUCCUGUUUGUAACCUGGAACAAAAGACUUGGGAUCUCACCCUGUUCAAUGUGCAUGUGGAUGUUUGCUUAAACAGAGGCGUUAUCCAGGAACUGAGAAGGGAUCAAGUUAAUCCUGUUAACCAACCCAAAGAAAGCACCAGAAGUGCUGGUACCUCAGGCAGAGUACAGAAAACUUUAACAAAAACAAAAAGUCAAACAAUAGAAUUCUACACAGUGGUGAAAAUGAAGGAAAUAGCUAAUCAGAAAGUGGAUGAAUAUCCCAAACAUAAUGUGAAGCAAAAGAAGCAGGUCCUAUAA
Molecule: messenger RNA, 2669 nt
Organism: Ceratotherium simum simum (southern white rhinoceros)
Lineage: Eukaryota; Metazoa; Chordata; Mammalia; Perissodactyla; Rhinocerotidae
Gene: POLK
Product: DNA polymerase kappa
Biological process (GO): error-prone translesion synthesis
Cellular component (GO): nucleus
Molecular function (GO): damaged DNA binding; DNA-directed DNA polymerase activity
Source: RefSeq, a predicted model, not a curated record